Messenger RNA from Erinaceus europaeus (western European hedgehog), 2730 nucleotides. RefSeq names its product G protein regulated inducer of neurite outgrowth 1 (gene GPRIN1). The transcript has a single exon. Lineage: Eukaryota; Metazoa; Chordata; Mammalia; Eulipotyphla; Erinaceidae. Gene Ontology annotation, biological process: neuron projection development. Gene Ontology annotation, cellular component: plasma membrane. The record is from RefSeq and is a predicted model, not a curated record. Bases 18 to 2588 code for a protein of 856 amino acids.
GGGCUGGGAGCCCGGCCAUGAGGGACUGUGGCCCGUCCCAGCCCAAAGCCAGCCCAGCACCACCCAGGCACACUCCAGCCCCAAGCCUCAGCAUGGCCUCCAGGCACAGUGGCCCCAGUGGGGCUGAGGAAGGGGCUUCCUGCUCUGAGGGCCCUGGUGGGAGUGUGGCCUGCCCCUCCCUGCCCUGCAACCCAUCCCCAGAGACACGGGGGGCAUCAAGCUCAGGGACAUCAGAGAACACCCUCUCAGGGAAGCCAGAGCCUGGAGCCUCAGCUAAGGGAGCGCCCUCUUCCCCGGAGAACGGAACCCCUGUGUUCCUGGACAAGACUGAUUCCAAGUCUUUGAAACAAAUGAAUCCCACUUCCAUAGCAAAGGGAGAGUUGGGGUCCUUAGGGAAGGUGGACCCUACACCCACAGACAAGACCGAGCCUGUGAGUGUGGAUAAAGGGUGUCCUGUGGUUCCUGGAGUGAUAGAACUUGUGACCCCAAAGAAGGAGGAGCCUGGAUACCUGGGGCUGGCGGGGCCUGUGGGCCCCAGCAAGGGGGACGUGGGACCCCCAGGGAAGCAGGGACCAAGGAAUUCAGGCAAAGAGCCUCUGGAUUCCUCCAAAGAGGCCAACCUUGCAUCUCCUGAGAAGCAGUCUGGGCCCCUGGAAGAAAGAGACGCCACAUGCUUGCCACACACAUCUGUACCUGCAGGCAAAAAAGAGUCCGAGGCCUCAGGAAUUCUGACAGCAGGGGCGUCAGGCAUGAGUGAGCCCUUGUCCUUGGGAGCCUUGGAUCCAGGAACCUCAGGAAAGGUGACCCCUCAACACCUGGAGUGCACAGAGACUGUAACCCCUGCAAAAUGGGACCCUCAGUACCCAGGAAAGAGGGCUCCUGCCUCCUCAGAAACAGAAGCUCCCAUAUCUGUGACAGUGAGACCAGCCACAUCUUUGGGACAGGUGGGUUCCACCUCCCCAGGGCCUGUAGAGCUCACCUCAUCUACGGGGGUGACAGAGGCAGCUUCCUCAGGAAAGGAGGGCCUGGGGCUCCCCAAAAAGACAGACCCCAUUUCUGAAGAAACCACAAAAGCACCAGCUCCUGGAAACACAAACCCUGAGUCUUCAAGAAAAAGAGACCCUAUAUCCUCUAGCCUGGGGGACUCCACAUCCUUGGGGCCAGGGGGGACCUUGUCCCCUGUGAAGGCCACGGUAGACUCUGGGGGGAGAGCAGGUCCACUGUCCCCUGAGAAGUCUGGCCUGCUGUCCCUGGGAGGGGUAGGCCCUGGGGCCAAGGGGACCACAGAUACGGGACCGUCAAGUCCUAACAGCUCCACAAAGUGGAAGGCAGAGCCGGGGUCUGAGGCCCAGGCUGCCCCUGCUUCAGGACAAGCAGAGGCUUUGCAAAAGAGACCACAGGCCUUGGAGAAGAUGGAUCUGGGACCUCUGCCCUCUGGAAAGGUGGGGGCUGAGGCCCUGGGGAAAGCUGGGUCCCCACCCUUGGAGAAGGUGGCCCCCCUGACUCUGGAGAAGCAGGAAGCUUCCUCCUCCAGGCAGGCAGACAGCAAAGUCUGUGGUGCAGCCUCUACUCUUGCAGGGGCAGGGAGCGGCACUGGACGGGUGGAGCCAAGGCCAGAGCCCAGCACCCAGGCCUCCAGCACUCAGGCCUCCAGCACCCUGGUGCCCAGCACUCAGGCCUCCAGCACCCUGGUGCCCAGCACUCAGGCCUCCAGCACCCAGGUGCCCAGCACCCAAGCCUCCAGCACCCUGGCCAUCCAAGCCUCCAAUACACGAGCACCCAGCAUCCAGGCCUCGGGCCAGAGCCAGAAAGUUCCAGCCACACCUGGUGGAGCCGAAAAGAGCCCGGCCAUGGGGACCACAGCGCCCCCUGCCGGGCCUCGGACUCGCGACAACUUCACGAAGGCGCCAUCCUGGGACGCGAGCGCCCCGCCGCCACCACCACGCGAGGACGCGGGCACCCAGGCGGGCGCACAGGCCUGCGUGUCGGUGGCACUGAGCCCCAUGUCCCCCCAGGACGGCGCGGGCGGCCCGGCCUUCAGCUUCCAGGCGGCCCCACACGCUCCCAGCCCCGCACCCACACCUGCACCCGGGCCGCCGACGCGCCGGGACGCGGGGCUGCAGGUGUCGCUGGGCGUGGCCGAGACACGCUCGGUGGCCACCGGGCCCAUGACACCGCAGGCCGCCGCGCCUCCCACUGCACCCCCCGUUUUCCCCGAGGUGCGGGUGCGGCCCGGCUCGGCGCUGGCAGCCGCGAUUGCGCCCCCGGAGGCGGCCGAGCCGGUGCGCGACGUGAGCUGGGACGAAAAGGGCAUGACGUGGGAGGUGUACGGCGCCGCCAUGGAGGUGGAGGUGCUUGGCAUGGCCAUCCAGAAGCACCUGGAGCGCCAGAUUGAGGAGCACGGCCGCCAGGGGACGCCUGCGCCGCAGGCCUCCACGCGCCUGGGGCCCGGCCCGGGCCGAGCUGGCUCCGUGCGCGCCGCGCCCCCCGACGGCACCAACAAGCGGCCGCCCGGCCUGUUCCGCGCGCUGCUGCAGAGCGUGCGGCGGCCGCGGUGCUGCUCGCGGGCCGGGCCCACGGCAGAGUGAGCACCCUCUUUUCUACGCCUGUUUUCCAACCUUCUCAGGCACCCUUCCUGUCCCCAGGCCCUGGAAGGGAACCCCUCGACGUGCCACAGGCCUGGGAAGCGGGAGGGCCUCCUCCUUUCAUUCAGCCUCCUUCCCAACCAAA